GCCAGUGGCCGAGCAGACGCGAUAUGGAGCUGCGGAGCGCGCCGACGCCACGCGUGAGUAUGCGUUGAUCUAAGAGUUUGAAUGCGUAAUCAAAGCCUUUGAAUGGCGGAGAAUAACGACCAGAAAGACGUUGUCUUAUCUCCGAAAUUCGAGGUUUCGCUGAUUGCUUCUGCACCCGAUGGCGAUGGCCAUGGCCAGGCAGACCAGGCCGCGCCGUUUAUUGUGUCGAUGCCGUCGGAGGAAGAGGACUUCGCGGCGACUAAUGAUCGACAAAACGCUAUGUUUUUGUUUUCCGAAGACGAAGACCGACGCGUGUCCUCUCUAUUGUCUCGUUUGGCCAAUUAUGACGACGCCAUUCAACCCAUCGAUUGCGACACCAAGACUGCACAGCCGCAGAAGGCCAAUCUCGGAGUUCUGACCGGAGUUUACUUGCCGUGCAUUCAAAACAUCUUCGGAGUCAUUAUCUUCAUUCGCAUGACUUGGAUGACUGGAACUGCCGGCAUUCCCGCCUUCUUCGCCAUUGUUCUGCUCUGUUGUUCCGUUACUUUUUGCACGUCCAUUUCGUUGUCCGCAAUCGCCACCAACGGCAUUGUCCCGGCCGGUGGAUCCUAUUUCAUGAUAUCUCGCUCUCUCGGACCCGAAUUCGGAGGAGCGGUCGGCGUUUUGUUUUUCCUCGGAACUUCAGUGGCCGGAGCCAUGUACAUUGCGGGGGCGGUGGAGAUUUUGCUCAACUAUUUGUGUCCACAAUUUGCGUUAUUCGGAGACUUCGAGGCCGACAAAGACAUUCUCUAUCAUAACAUCCGAAUCUAUGGAACGCUUUUCCUCGCAAUCAUCGGUUUUAUGGUCUUCAUUGGCGUCCGUUUCGUCUCCAAGUUCGCGCCAAUCGCCCUGCUCUGUGUCCUCAUUUCCAUCGCUUCCAUUUACGUCGGGAUUUUCGUCAAUUACUCCGGAAUUUCCAAAUACGAGAUUUGCGUAAUCGGAGAACGACUUCUCUCAACCAAAGGUCAAAUCAAUUGUUCGGAACUGUCUCUGGAACCGCUCUUCUGCAACCAGACAUAUUGCGAUCCGUUCUUCGCCGCCAAUCGCCACCGCGUUCACACGGAACUGGCGAUUCCGGGUCUAAGUUCUGGUGUUUUUUGGGACAAUAUAUUUCCGAAAUUCCGUUCGAAAGACAGUCUCGUCGUUAAAGGGAUUUCUCAUUCGGUUUCCGCCGAAGAAAAGCCAUUUCUGACGCAAACCAACUCUGUUUUCGUGGACAUCACCACUUCCUUCACGAUUUUGGUGGCAAUUUACUUUCCGUCUUGUACGGGAAUUCUGGCCGGAUCCAAUCGUUCGGGAGACUUGGCGGAUGCGCAGAAAGCGAUUCCUUUGGGAACUCUUGGCGCUCAGUUGACGACAUCUUUUGUCUAUUUGUCGGUAAUUCUGUUAUUCGGCGCGUCUUUUAAUCCGCUUUUCAUUCGCGACAAAUUCGGCGAAUCGUUGGGCAAAGAGUUGGCCGUGACGUUGAUCUCGUGGCCACACCCUCUGCUGAUUCUGAUUGGCGCUCUGUUGUCGACAUUCGGUGCUGCGCUUCAGUCGCUGAUUGGUGCGCCGCGUCUUCUUCAGGCCAUCGCCAAAGACAAUGUGAUUCCGUUUUUGGAUUCAAUAGAUUACGUCAACAAAAGAGGAGAACCCGUCAAAGCAAUCAUGGUUUCGCUCGUAAUCGCCGAAUGUGCUAUUCUGAUCGGAAACCUGGACUUCAUAGCUCCGAUUCUGACCAUGUUUUUCCUCAUGUGUUAUAUGUUUCUGAAUCUGGCAUGUACCGUUCAAUCGCUUCUCCGGUCGCCAUCUUGGAGACCGCGCUUUCGCUACUUCCAUUGGACGAUAUCUUUGAUUGGCAUCUUCUUGUGUCUUUUGGUGAUGUUGUUGUCUUCGUGGAUCUACACCAUUUGCGCGAUGGCUUUGGCGGCUUUUAUCUACAAAUAUAUUGAAUAUCGCGGCGCAGAAAAGGAAUGGGGAGACGGCAUCCGCGGUCUCGCACUCUCCGCCGCCAGAUUCUCGCUGUUGCGUCUGGAGGAAGGGCCGCCGCACACCAAGAACUGGAGACCGCAGUUGUUGUGUUUGGUUAAACUGCAGGACUCUUUGGAUGUGAGGAAUCGUCGUCUUUUGACUCUUGCUUCUCAACUAAAGGCCGGAAAGGGAUUAACUAUUGUGGCGUCGGUUCUUCAUGGUCAAUUCGAACAAGAUGCCGGACUCGGGAAUGCGGCCAAACAGAGUCUCAGGUCAACAAUGGACAGGGAACGCGUCAAAGGGUUCGCGGAAGUGGUCGUCGCCCGAGACGUCGCAGCAGGUUUGAGUCACGUGAUUCAGACGGCAGGUUUGGGAGGUUUGAAACACAACACCGUGAUGUGUGCCUGGCCUAACAAAUGGCGUCAUUCGACUUCGAGGGACAAACAUGUCCGGUUCUUGAGUUUGGUUCGGGCCGUGACUGCGGCGAAUGCGGCGUUGGUUGUGGCGAAAGGAUUGCCGCAGUGGCCAGACAAUAACGACCGAUUGGGCGGAACCGUUGACAUUUGGUGGAUUGUGCACGAUGGCGGACUUUUGAUUCUGUUGGCGUACGUGUUGUCUCAACACCGGACUUGGAGGUCAUGUCGUCUUCGGGUGUUUACUGUCGCGCAAUUGGAAGACAAUUCGGUUCAAAUGAAAAAAGAUUUGGAAAAGUUUUUGUAUCAUUUGCGGAUCGAAGCCGCCGUAGAAGUCAUCGAAAUGAGUGAUUCAGACGUCUCGGCUUACACUUACGAACGAACGAUUCUUAUGGAACAAAGAACUCAAGUUUUGCAGACAAUAGCGGCCAAUGAAAUGCCGGCCAUCGCGUCGUCCAAUGACUUGAAACCCGACGAACUCAAUGUCCGCCGAAUGCAUACCGCCGUUCGUCUGAAUGAAGCGAUUCUGGCCAAAAGUCACGCCGCCAAACUGGUCAUCGUGAAUAUGCCGGGAAUCCCGCGCAACAUGUCUUCGCAAAGCGGAUCCGAAACCAAUUAUAUGGAAUUCGUUGAAGUCUUGACCGAAGGAUUGGAACGCGUGUUAUUAGCGCGCGGUUCGGGUCGUGAAGUCAUUACUAUUUUCUCUUAGAUUAAGCACUAAAAGCACGUCAUUUAUGUCCGAACGCCGAAUUGGGUCACAAAACGCGUCG
Oppia nitens is the source of this 3172-nucleotide messenger RNA. It is a transcript of the gene kcc, whose product is annotated as solute carrier family 12 member 5-like. Gene Ontology annotation, molecular function: potassium:chloride symporter activity. The transcript has 6 exons. The coding region runs from base 103 to 3111 and encodes 1002 amino acids. Gene Ontology annotation, biological process: potassium ion homeostasis; potassium ion import across plasma membrane; chemical synaptic transmission. The record is from RefSeq and is a predicted model, not a curated record. Gene Ontology annotation, cellular component: membrane. NCBI's taxonomy places the organism in Eukaryota, Metazoa, Arthropoda, Arachnida, Sarcoptiformes, Oppiidae.